CGCCACUUCAAGUUUCUUACGCAAGAAUCCGGUACGAGCAUGUUGCCAAUUAGCGAAAUGCAGCUGGUAGUUUUCGCGGUGGUGCUCAUUCUACCAGCAUUUCAAAGUGUGGGCUUUUUGUCUGGUUACGAUAUCGGCGAUAGCUGCAUGGAUAUUCUUAUUGAGAGCGGAGGUAUACAGUGCCUUCUUGAGGGAUCUGGUCAUUUAAACAAUUAUGAUCCUAUAUCCUGCGAAUUGGAAUGUUCUGGACCCAAAAGGCCUAAGGUGCCGCCUGGGGUUUGCUCCGGCGAUGUGGUGAACUGCACUUCAAGCACAAGAGAACACCUGCGUAAUUGGCACCAAGACUUGGAGGGUGCACUGUCCGGAGUUUUGUUGGCAAAGUGCCCAUCGUAUUCAAAUAUGUAA
Ixodes scapularis (black-legged tick) is the source of this 405-nucleotide messenger RNA. RefSeq lists its product as uncharacterized. Lineage: Eukaryota; Metazoa; Arthropoda; Arachnida; Ixodida; Ixodidae. The transcript is spliced from 5 exons. The record is from RefSeq and is a predicted model, not a curated record. The coding region runs from base 40 to 405 and encodes 121 amino acids.